CACUCAACAUGUACACAACCAAAACAUUCAACUUGAUCAAAGCACACAAAAUACAUCUCCUUGUAAGCCCCUCAAAAAAUGGUGAACACUAAGUUGAUGAAUGGUGGCCAUAACUCGAUGGCAAGUUUCGGCCACCAUGUAUUCACAGGUCGAUGGUUCAUGGUCUUCGCGUCCCUUUUAAUCAUGUCCAUGGCCGGUGCAACCUACAUGUUCGGUCUAUAUAGUGGUGAAAUAAAAUCAUCGUUAGGGUAUGACCAAACCACGUUAAAUUUGUUGAGUUUCUUCAAAGAUUUGGGUGGUAAUGUAGGGAUAAUUUCAGGUUUAAUCAAUGAAGUAACACCACCAUGGGUGGUACUAUUCAUUGGUGCAAUUAUGAAUUUUUUGGGGUAUUUUAUGAUUUGGCUAUGUGUCACAGGACGCAUAGCCAAACCACCGGUAUGGCAAAUGUGUUUGUACAUUUGCAUUGGUGCAAAUUCGCAAACGUUUGCUAAUACUGGUGCAUUAGUAACUUGUGUUAAAAAUUUCCCAGAAAGUAGGGGAAGUUUAUUAGGACUGUUGAAAGGUUUUGUUGGUCUAAGUGGUGCAAUUAUAACACAAUUGUACCAUGCUUUUUAUGGUAACAAUGGGAAAUCUUUGAUUUUGUUAAUUGGUUGGCUUCCUGCUGUUGUUUCUUGUAUUUUUCUACGUACGAUUCGAAUUUUGAAAGUUGUUAGACAGGCCAAUGAGACCAAAAUAUUCUACAAACUUUUGUAUAUUUCACUUGGUCUAGCUGGUUUUAUCAUGUUAGUCAUCAUCAUUCAGAACAGAAUCAGGUUUGCGAGGUUCAUGUAUGCAGGAAGUGCAGCUGUUGUAUUGAUUUUGCUUUUUGCUCCGUUGAUCAUCGUGUUUCAAGAAGAAAUCAAGCUUUGGUAUGUUAAACAACAAGCCUUGGAUGACCCUGAGUUGAAAGUUGUUUGUGAUAAUCCAUCUUCAGUAGAACUGACUCAACCCCAGAAGGUAGGUCAAAAUGGAUAUGAGGAAAAUACGUCCUCAGGAGAACUGACUCAACCCCAGAAGUUAGGUCUGAGUGGAUAUGAGGAAAGUACGCCCUCAGGACAACUGACUCAACCUCAGAAGCUAGGUCAGAAUGGAUAUGGGGAAAGUACGCCCUCAGGACAACUGACUCAAUCCCAGAAGCUAGGUCAGAACGAAUAUGAGGAAAAGAAAAGUACUUCUUGCUUUAGCAAUGUGUUCAAUCCACCACCUAGAGGGGAGGAUUAUACGAUAUUGCAAGCGCUUUUCAGCAUAGACAUGAUCAUUCUAUUCACCGCGACAACAUUUGGUGUGGGAGGUACAUUGACAGCUAUCGACAACUUAGGUCAAAUCGGAAAGUCCUUAGGCUAUCCUGAAACAAGCAUCACAACAUUUGUGUCACUAGUAAGCAUAUGGAACUACCUCGGUCGAGUUAUCUCAGGGUUUGCAUCCGAAAUCUUUUUAACAAAGUACAAGUUCCCGCGCCCUAUGAUGCUCACAUUAGUCCUCCUCCUCUCAUGCUCGGGCCAUCUACUCAUCGCGUUUGGUGUCCCUAACUCCCUCUACAUCGCGUCUGUGCUAAUGGGGUUCUGUUUCGGAGCUCAAUGGCCUUUGAUUUUCGCGAUAAUAUCCGAGCUAUUCGGGUUGAAAUACUACUCAACAUUGUACAAUUUUGGUGCUGGUGCUAGCCCUGUUGGUGCAUAUUUACUCAAUGUAAGAGUGGCUGGACAUUUGUACGACAAAGUGGCUACAAAGCAAAUGUUGGAAAAAGGGCUAAAAAGGAAAAUUGGUGAAGAUUUAACAUGCAUUGGAGUGGAGUGUUACAAAUUGGCCUUUAUUAUAAUUACUGGUGCUACAUUAAUAAGUUGUGCUAUUUCUUUAAUUUUGGUUAUUAGAACAAGAAAAUUUUAUAAAGGUGAUAUUUAUAAGAAGUUUAGGGAACAAGCAAUCGAUAUUGAUGAUCCUAAACAGAUAGCAGGUAGUUCUUAAUUAGUUUUAUAAUUAUGUACAUAUAUAUGAUUAAAAAAAUUAAUAUUUGAUUAGGAAGGGUUAUUAUUAUUAUUAGUGAAUUA
This is a messenger RNA of Capsicum annuum, 2084 nucleotides long. RefSeq lists its product as uncharacterized. Gene Ontology annotation, molecular function: transmembrane transporter activity. NCBI's taxonomy places the organism in Eukaryota, Viridiplantae, Streptophyta, Magnoliopsida, Solanales, Solanaceae. The transcript has a single exon. Bases 79 to 2001 code for a protein of 640 amino acids. Gene Ontology annotation, cellular component: membrane. The record is from RefSeq and is a predicted model, not a curated record. Gene Ontology annotation, biological process: transmembrane transport.